AUGUCUCUUGUUUCCAGUCUAGCGCGGCUUAGUUUCUUGGAAAACAGCAGGGUCCUGUGUUUUCUCAGAACAUAUUUUCUCUGAAGUCUUGCUAGUUGAAUAAUGAAAGCUUUACGAAACAAGAAUACAGAAAUGUGUUAGAAGGUCAACAAACAAACAAUGGCAGGGACUGGAUCAGCAAGCACCAAAAUUUUUCUCCCUUCAACACUUACUCCUCCAACUCCUACACCUAAGACCAUUCCUAAGCCAGCAGGAGCACCAGGCUCAUCUGCUUCCUUUAACUUGGGAGAUGAUCAGAAAAGAUGGCUUGUAACUGGUAUUUGUCUCAACAAAGUCCUCCUACCAGCUUUACGAGAUUUCGUUGAACCAGAAAUGAUCAAGCAUUACACUCAUCUGAGAACUACCCAAAAUAUUGACAAGCAAAAUCACGCAAAACACUUACUUAAAGAUGGAAAGUGCAACAGUUUGAAUUAUGGCAGCAUCAACAACAAUGAAGUAACACACAGGAAGAAAACCAAUCUUUACGACUACGAUGUCAAAUCUGCAGUUGACUUGGCUAAGCUGUACUUGCAGCCUUUCAUGGCUAAAUUCACAGGUUUUGACGAUACUUGUGAUUUAUCUGCAGUACUUGGUAUUCUCUCUUCUGCUAGUGUAUUUUCUACUGCAGUUCAACUGUCAUCCAGUGAUGUCCGGAAAGACGUCAGGAACGAAUGGGCACAUUGUAACUUUGGGCACUGGAAUGGAACAAAGUUUGCAAAGUGCUUCCAACAGAUGGAGUCACUUGUACGAGCUCUAAACUUGUCUAAAGCUGAAGAGAAGCGAAUAACUGAUCAGCUACAAGACUGGGAAACAAAAGGUUUACAACUUUGUAUGGGUAACAUCGUGGACGCAGAUCUGGUCAAGUUUAUCGAGACAGAAGUUGCCCAGCUGAAUGAAAAUGUAAAACUUCUUGCAAAAAGCCAAGCAGAUGAAGCCCUUAGAGUAAGCAAUGGCUUGCAAAGUGUCCACGAAGCCCUUGAAGAAUACAAACAAGAGAUUGAGUCUUUGAAAGAAUCUCAGGAAAUUAUCAGCCGAAGAGUAGACGAAGUGGUUGAUAGCACAUCUGCUAUUGCUGAGACUGUAGGCUGUUUAAAAGAUGAUCAAGAAAAUCUUACUGUAAAAGUUGACAGUAUAGAGAAGAACCAAGACACACUAACAAAAAGAGUAGACGAAGGAGACGAAAAGCAUGCUUGCCUAGAAAAAAGGGUUGAGGUCUUGGAAACUGCAAUAGAAACAAGAAGCAGUCAAGAAGCAGUUAUUACUUUUGAAGCUCCCAAUCGUAUCCCGUGUUUCCAUGGUCGUGUUGAUGAGCUGGAAAUUCUAAACCAGCCAUUAGUGAAGAAAACUGCUCCAUGCAGUAUGACAGCUGUGUAUGGACUUGGUGGAACUGGCAAAACCUCWCUUGCUAUUGAACACAUUUGGAGGAACAAAGAUGUCUACAGUGGUGGUGUGUUCUGGAUAUCAGGUGAAAGUAAUAGUCUGUUUAAUCKUUCAAUGAGGGAAAUGGCUCGGCAGAUUGGGACGUUUGAUGAAGAUUUUCAAGAAACAUUGUCAAAAACAAUAAGUUGGCUACAGCAAAGAAAACAGUACUGGUGUCUGGUGAUCGACAACCUGGACGAACUUGAGCUUUCAACUGAAAUGUUGAAGCUUAUUGGCGGUCACUGGAAACGACAAGCUAAAGGACAUAUUAUAAUUACUACAAGAAGAGAGAAAAAUCUGCUAGAAGAAGAUAUUUGUGAUUUUUCAAAAGAAAGCUGCAUUGAGUUAAAAAAUCUUUCAGAAGCUGAAAGCAUUGAGUUUAUCAAGAUGAGAACUGGUAGAACAGGCASUCAAGAUGACGCAGUGAUUCUUGAGUUGGUUGUAGAGUUGGGAACCCUUCCUCUGGCUCUGGACCAAGCUGCAGCCUUUAUCAAGAACRAGAAGGAAAUAUCAUUCGUCCAAUACUUAGAUGAGUAUAAAAAGCAGAAGUUGMAGAUAUUAAAGAAAUCUAAAGCUCACCGUCCAGUCCAAGAUGACACGUCCAAGGACAGGAUUGCUGUGCAUACCACAUGGCAGUUAAACUUUGAAUAUGUGUCUAGGCUGUCCGAAGAAUAUGGUAUUGGUCAGGCAGCAGCUCUUGUUAUGGAGGUGUCCGCGUUCCUGUCGCCAGAUGAUAUCCCACGAGAGAUCAUCAACCAAGGCUUGCCUCCAGUAGAUAAUGAAGAUUUUAUAAAGUGUCUUUCCRCAUCAUUUGGAGUCACUKACAUAGUGAGUGUSUUGACCAAGUUCUCGCUGUUCCAGACAUUCACAGAUAACUCCUUCAGUGUCCAUAGACUUGUGCAAGAAGUGAUYAGAAGURGAAUCAGCCAAGAACACCUGAAAGAUGUCCUCCWGURUGCUUGUAGGAUGCUKUGUUAUGCGUUYSAUAACGCUACGUCACCGUUUGAWGUUUGUAAAAGUUUUGAAGGCGAUUCCGUUUUCAGCCAARAGAAUCUCCCUUCAUUACAUUUAUGGGGGAAACUUGGUGCUCAUGCUUCYGUMUUGCAGAAAUACAUGAUCCAGAAUUCUCAGAMGAAUGAUGCGCUUCRACAAGAAGUACUUUACACGGAAGAGUCUGCUAUGCUUCUCAACGAGGCCUCGCUGUAUUACAGCGUUUGUCAUCAGAAAGUUGAAGCAAUGGAACUUCAAGCUUCUAAAUUAAAGGUGAUCACACARUUAGAGGAACUKUSYAGUGAAAGACUAGAUCACUUUAGAUAUUUUGAUAUUCCGUUGAAAAGCGUUCAAUUCAAGCUAAUAUCCCACUGUAUGGCGAACCAGGAGAAAYCUCUUUCUAUAGAUGAAGAUGUAAGAAGUUCUUCCGAGAAUACAGAGGACAAUGUUCAAAAGGCAAACCAGUUGAGGGAAAAGGGUAACGAUGCUGUUAGACAACAAAACUACGACCAGGCAAUCAAUAUUUACACUGAAGCAAUAGAAUAUAACAAGGAUGAUCCUCGACUGUACAACAAUCGAGCUCAUUGCAAAUUGAUGCUAGAGAAACCAGAGGAAGCGUUACUUGACUGUGAGCUGUGUCUAAAGUUGGAGGAAAGGAAUGGUAAAGCAUUGAUGAGAAAAGCMUGGGCUUUGUACGAGAUUUCUAAAACACAAGGAGAAAAGCUGAAAGGAAAGAUGAGAGCAGCUGCUGCUUUUGCGGCAUAUGUGGAUCCAACAGCCAGGAAUGGAAAACGAUUCAAGGAGAUGUUUCCAAAUCUCAUAUUUGAAGAAAUCUUCAAUCCCUUGCAGUUAGCAGGAUCAUUUAUGCUUUCUCUCCCCGGCAUAACAUUACUUCUUCAUGAAGGAUAUUACGAGUUGCAUGGAACAACUAUCGAUAAAGACCUACAAUUUGUUGCUCUCAGCAAAGGUGUUAUUGUGAAAUUUCAGGCGUUACCCAUAUUGUUUUCAAGGUUUUACGCUGAAGGCAUAGUUUUUGCAAAAGAAAGUGGAGGAAUAAUGUGCCAAUUCAAGGGAACGAUGAAUCUCUUUAACUGCCAGGUAUCUGGUGGCUUUCGGGGCUGUAAAGAUUUUCCAGAUUGUAAUGGCGGACCUGGAUGUGUUGCUUCCAAGCUCGCUGGCCACAAGCCAUGUGACCGAACUGGUAAAUUUGGUGACCAUCUCGGCGAAAAAUCUGGUAUUGGCGGCAGUCCAAGUAUCUGUAUCACAGAAGGAAGCACUGGCCAUAUAGAGAACUGCGAGAUAACAGAUUGUGGUGGAGGAGGAAUCCUGURUCAAGGGGAUGGGUCUAGUCUGACAGUGAAAUCCUGUCGAGUGAACAGGAAUGGAAUGGCUGGACUUGAAGCUCGUGAAGGUGGUCGUCUUGUUGCUAUUGACAAUGAUAUCUAUGCUAAUAGAURCCAUGGCGUUUUGAUUGGUCCGUCUGCUGGCGAAUGCAAGGUUAUCAGUAACAGAAUAUACGAGAACUUCCAAGAAGGGAUCUUUGUUAUUCGCACAAAGGAUCAAGUUGUAGUCAACAGCAAUCGGAUCUACCACAACCUUGCCUUUGGAAUUUCCUUAGAGAGUUGUCAAGUAGAAGUCAAGGGAAACGARAUAUUUGAGAAUAAUUUCUAUGGCAUCAACGCCAAGACCUUGACCACAGCCAUCGUGGAGAACAACGAUAUUUACAGCAACAAGUGUGGUGGCAUUAGUAUCGGUGUCAACUUCUCAGGUCGUAUCGUUAUCAAGUCAAAUGUUGUUAGAGAUCAUAGUGGUCCUUGGAUUUUACAUGGAGAUAAUUCUUGUUCUCUACCAGGUUCAAUGGCCAGUUCAAACCCCGAUGCUACCGAAGGCCUUUUUUAUCUCCCAGAAGGUGAGACACGAAUUUAUACGUUACCUCCGACUGUGGAAGGUAACGAAAUAAGGAACAACAAAGACAAAGCUUUUCACCCAAAGGAAAAGAUAGAAUCAGUUCAAAGCCAAUGUGCUUUCUGCCGUAGCUCCAANACAAGAAGUACUUUACACGGAAGAGUCUGCUAUGCUUCUCAACGAGGCCUCGCUGUAUUACAGCGUUUGUCAUCAGAAAGUUGA
Molecule: messenger RNA, 4575 nt
Organism: Actinia tenebrosa (Australian red waratah sea anemone)
Lineage: Eukaryota; Metazoa; Cnidaria; Anthozoa; Actiniaria; Actiniidae
Cellular component (GO): protein folding chaperone complex
Molecular function (GO): protein binding
Source: RefSeq, a predicted model, not a curated record